AUGUUUGGCCUUGCCCUAACGUAUCACCAAGUCAUGCCGAAUUUUUUGGACUUCGUCUUCCCAUUCGGCUUUCAAGAGUAUGCCGAACACUUCUGUUUCAGCGGAUUUCGCGAAGAUAGCCGAUUGUUCUCCGAAGGCGGUCUGAAAAUACCGGAAUUGGGUCGUUCUGGCCAAGAAAUCAGGAUGUGCUACAGUUUAAAGUCUGUAGAGUCGUCUGAUAGAGACAGCUGGCCAUGGUCGGUUCGCCAAACGGCCAUUUAUCACUCAUUUGAUGUGGUCACAGGAAAAGCGACUUGGAUAGUGAUCAAGGGAAGUCACCUUAUCAGAGAGCGUGUUCAAGAAUCAACGAAAGUAAUCUCAGACGAUAAUGAGCUUAAAUCUUUUGAAACCACGGCUAGUUAUUUUAGCUCAACACUUGCAAUGCACCUCGUGCUUUGCGACUGGUGCGACGAAGACUGACGGUGGUAUCUGACUUUUCUUGAAAAAAGGCUUCAAGAUCUCACCCGCCACUCACUGGCGGUAAACAUACCAGAGGCAUCUAAAUAUGUGGAUCCUGGGCAUUUCAGACUACACAAACGGUCCAGCUCGGGUUUUCGUUCGACAAUAUCUAGAAAGAUUACCAGUCGGAAGUCAACAUUGGAUAGCCCUACAGAUGAAAGCUUUCGGAGCUCGUUCCCCAUGUCACCAAUUUCGUCCAUUAAUGAAGCUUUCCCUCAAAUGCCACCGAAAAAAAUUGAUCUUCCUCCCGGAUUCUCACUUCCACCGUCGCUGCCUCCUGGGAAGGGGGGCCCAAAAGAAGAUAAUACCACCAAUGAAAUACUAUCAGUCAAAACAUUGCAGCAAGUACAAUUUGUUGAGGAUAAAGCAAAUGAGGUACUUUUAGUACUGGAAGCAAAUAUUAAAAUUGUCAGCAGCAUAAGAAACCAUUAUCAAGCUAUCCUCAAUUCAGAAGACUGUCCCUGAGAAAUUCGACUGGGCUCCAAGACCGAAUUUUCAAACUUUGAGAAACGAAUCAGCAAUAUUAUCAGCGAUCUAGAAAUCCAACGAUCGACAGCAGAGCCAUUACUCCGUCUACUUGAAAAUCGAAAAUGCCUGGUAAGUCAAAAGGUCAUAUCAACUUCUUUAACGAUACUAACAAAGAAUAGCUAUCAGCUCUACUAAACCUGAAUACAAUCGAGGCUAGUAAAGAAGUUUUAGUCAAAUCUCAACAGCGUGAAAGUAAGAUGCAAUAGAUGACGGAGGCUAUGCAUCAACUGGCGGUGGACACCAAGCGAGAAACAGUUUCCAUGAGAAUCAUUACCCUUGUGUCUUUGUUUUUCCUCCCAGGAACUUUCAUAUCCGUGGGUUUCUUAUUACUUCAAGUACUCGAUUACCUUCACUUCAGUACUGA
Molecule: messenger RNA, 1390 nt
Organism: Hymenoscyphus albidus
Lineage: Eukaryota; Fungi; Ascomycota; Leotiomycetes; Helotiales; Helotiaceae
Source: the annotation of a GenBank genome assembly